Messenger RNA from Anisakis simplex (herring worm), 429 nucleotides. The record is from the annotation of a GenBank genome assembly. NCBI's taxonomy places the organism in Eukaryota, Metazoa, Nematoda, Chromadorea, Rhabditida, Anisakidae.
AUGUCUUACAUGUUACCGCAUUUGAGUAAUGGCUGGCAGGUGGAUCAAUCAAUUCUGGCCGAAGAAGAUCGUGCUGUUUUGAUUCGAUUUGGUCACGAUUGGGAUCCGAGUUGUAUGCGUAUGGAUGAGACUCUAUACAAAAUAGCAAAUAAAGUGAAGAAUUUUGCGGUUAUAUAUUUGGUUGAUACAACUGAAGUACCAGAUUUCAAUAAAAUGUAUGAGUUAUACGAUCCUUGCACUGUUAUGUUCUUCUUCAGGAAUAAACACAUCAUGGUCGAUUUAGGUACCGGUAAUAACAAUAAAAUCAACUGGCCAAUAACGGACGGUCAAGAAUUGAUUGAUAUAUUGGAAACAGUUUAUCGAGGUGCGCGAAAGGGUCGUGGUUUAGUUGUUUCACCGAAGGAUUAUUCCACCAAAUACAAAUAUUAA